This is a messenger RNA of Gongylonema pulchrum, 366 nucleotides long. Lineage: Eukaryota; Metazoa; Nematoda; Chromadorea; Rhabditida; Gongylonematidae. The record is from the annotation of a GenBank genome assembly.
AUGAAUUUAACAAUCAAUGGAAUGCUCAGUGGAAUCCUUGGAUUUAACGGUUUCGGUUUGAAAUUGUACAAGAGUUUGGGCUUGGCUGGUGAUAUUGAAGCAGAAACGGAAGGUUUACUUUUAGCGAAUGAUAUCGAUACUCGGGAAUUCUCCUCCUCUGCAUUAUCAUCACUUCCAAUCACCGAAGCUUGCGAAUGGAAAAUUGAUGAGGUUGGUGUUCACAUUGCGGAUGUGUCGCAUUUUGUACAGUCGGGAACCGAGCUGGAUCACUGGGCAUACAGUCGUGGAACGUCUGUAUAUUUAGUUCAUAAAGUCAGUAGCACUUUAAACAGUUUUUUCUUUUCACCGCUACUUUUUAGUUCAUAA